Molecule: messenger RNA, 2637 nt
Organism: Exophiala oligosperma
Lineage: Eukaryota; Fungi; Ascomycota; Eurotiomycetes; Chaetothyriales; Herpotrichiellaceae
Exons: 8
Coding region: 1-2637 (878 amino acids)
Source: RefSeq, a predicted model, not a curated record
AUGGUGACCGACAGCGAGACCGCAGCUGAACGAGUAGCCAAAUGCUUGCGAAGUCUAGCAGACAAAUUCCCAGAUUCUGGCGGUGCGACUGAGGCCUGGCGAAAUGUCGAUGAUGUUGCGUACGCCCUCUCUCAGAUCUCUCUAUUUACACCAAGGCCCAUCAAGAUCAUCGCGAUAGGUGCCGGCUUUGCUGGGUUAGAGAUCGCACACGCUGUGGAGUCUGGUGCCCUGCCGGGAGCCGAGCUAGUAAUAUAUGAAAAGGACUCUGGGAUCGGAGGAACCUGGUUCGAGAACAGAUAUCCAGGGUGCGCCUGCGAUAUUCCGGCCCAUAAUUACCAGUUUUCUUGGGCACCUAAUCCACAUUGGAAAAGCUUUUACGCCGACCGGAACGACAUAUACAACUACGUUCAGUCUGUUGCAGAGCAGAAUGACUUGAAGAAAUAUGUUAAUCUAUGUCACAAAGUCACAAAUGCUGAGUGGAACGAAGUGAAACAGCGAUGGCAGGUAACGGUGCAGAAAAUGGACGGCAGGGAGAUCGCGAUUUCUAGCCCUGGAGUCGUUGAAGGAGAAACCGAUGAAACGAUCAAUACUGACUGCGAUAUUCUGAUCAACGCCGCUGGAUUUUUUAACAAUUGGAAGUGGCCCGCCAUUCCAGGGCGACAAAGCUUCCAUGGAGAUAUGUUGCACUCGGCUGCUUGGCCGAAGGACGCAGAGAAGAGCCUUGAUGGCAAAACCGUGGCAUUGAUUGGUAACGGUAGUAGUGGCAUUCAGAUCUUGCCCGCCAUCAUCGAUCGCGUACAAAAGGUCUAUGUGCAUAUCCGCAGUGCGACCUGGGUAACAACGGGCCUUGCGGAAAAAUUCGCUGGCCCGAAUGGCAGUAAUCUGGUAUUUAGCGAGGAACAAAAAAGACAAUGGGCGGAGAAUACUGAGGAGUACCUUCAAUACCGAAAGGAAGUAGAGGAUUCGAUGAGUUCGAGGUUUCGCCUGUACAUGGCAGGCUCCAAGAUUCAAGAAGCGGCACGCAAGUUUUCUACUGAACAAAUGACUCGGAAAUUGACUGAGGGUGGAAAGGUGGAGCUGGCAAAACUUCUCUUGCCGACAUGGGAAGUUGGAUGCCGACGCCCGACCCCAGGCAAUGGAUAUCUCGAAGCUCUUUGCUCGGACAAAUGCGAAGUCGUAUUUGGUGACGUUGCUGCUUUCACUCCAGACGGGCUGCGCAUUGCGAGCGGUGCCGAAUUCAAAGUUGACGCCGUCAUAUGUGCCACGGGAUUUGAUCUUUCCUGUGUACCAAGAUUCCCAAUCAUAGGGAGAAACGAAGUUAAUCUACAAGACAGCUGGAGAAACAAUCCGGAGUCAUACCUGUCUGUGACUGCAGCAGAUAUGCCCAACUAUUUUACAGUCAUCGGCCCCGCAAGCCCCCUCGGUCACGGCAGCCUCAUCCCUUCCAUCGAAUUCGUCGCUGCAUAUAUAUGCGACCUCGUACGAAAACUACAAACGCAGAAUUACUCGUCUGUGUGCCCAAAGCCCCACAUCCCCAGAGCAUAUCAGAAGCAAUCACUCGCCUGGCUUGACCGCACGGUAUGGGCGUCAAACUGUGCGAGCACAUUCAAGAACGGGACAGUCGACGGCAAACUUGUGUCUCUUCACCCGGGCUCGAGGUUACAUAUGUUUAAGCUGCUGAGAACUCCUCGGUAUGAAGAUUUUGAUUGGACCAGCCUAAGUCCAAAUCCAGAUCUCGCUUUUGCCUGGCUUGCGAAUGGGUUUACAAUCGAAGAGGAUGAAGCAUUCUACAAUGGGGGAAAAGCUGACUUGACGAGUUACACCCAGAUUUUCAAGUAUUUCCAUCAUUUUCGACCGUGCUUUGGAGAAAACAACGAGCUCGUGGAUUUCUACAGCAACUUCGACAAGAACAGCGCGGGGGCGCCGAUCCCAGGAGUUCCCAAGCUCGACAUCAAGCGCAUGGUCGACGGGGGCAAACGCAUCUCGUUCCUGAAACCGACACCUCCGACGUCUGCGGGCCGCCAAUUUGAACAGCGAAUGCGAGUCAUUGGUGUUUACGACAAGGGAAAAAGAGCGGGAACGGUGGUGCAAACAGAGACCGACCUUGUCGACGUUGAGACCAAUGACGUCUACACGAGAGUCGUUGGAAACAAUUUCUACAUUGGACAAGGUGGAUGGGGAGGUCCUAAAGGACCGUCGGCGGAAAUUCUCACGCGUCCCAAUCGUCACCCCGACUUGACAUAUCCUCUGAUUACUACCCAGGAGACUCCACUGUUGUACAGACUGAACGGAGACACAAAUCCACUUCAUGCCAUUCCCGAACCUGGACGUCAAAUGGGCUUCAAAGGAGCCAUCAUCCAUGGCCUUUGGACGUACAACGCGACCCUCUACGCCGUGUUGGUGGUGGUAGGUGGUAGUCAGGCUGCCAAUAUCAAGACGUUCGAAGCCAAGUUUGCUUCUCCAUUGAACCCCGGAGAUAAAGCGACCGUUCAGGUCUGGAGGCUUGGUCACUAUGAUUCGAGUGGAUUUGAAGACAUCAGGUUCGCCGUUCAAAACGAUGAAAACGGGAAGGAAGUCCUCACAAAUGGUCGGGCAUUCAUCAAGCCCGUGAGGAGCGGGGUGAUCCAUAAGAUGUAG